UCAAUAGGAUCAUAUUUUCUUAAAGGGGAAUGGUUUAACUACACUAUACUUUUUGCAAAAUAGGUGACCACAUGUUACUGUAAUCAAGGACUUUGGAAAUGUAUGUGCUUGGUGUGCCUAAAUGGUGCAGUAGAGUAUCAGUAAAGUAAGAGGAUACAGAGGAGGUGGUAAACAAAUCACCCAACACUGUGUCCUUGAUGGUGGGGUUUAUCAUUAAAAUAGAGCAAUCCUGAUGAAGGCUGUGGAUUUCCGGUGGAAAUUCUCUGCUUCUAAAUACUUGAACUCAAAAUAUAUGCAGAGUUGUGUGUGAUUUUUUUAUUUCAUUUUUUCAAUGAAAUUUAUUUAAAUGUCCUCAAGCAACAUGGAAAGACAGAAUCUCACACAUGUCUCAGAGUUCUACCUCAUGCGCUUCUCAGAGGAUCCAGACCUGCAGCCCAUCCUGUUUGGACUGUUCCUGUCCAUGUACAUAGUCACUGUGGUUGGGAACCUGCUCAUCAUUCUGGCCGUCAGCUCUGCUGCCCACCUUCACACCCCAAUGUACUUCUUCCUCUCUAAUCUAUCCUUCACUGACCUUUGUUUCACCUCCUCUACAGUCCCAAAGUUGACUGUGGACAUCCUAACUCAGAGCAGAGUCAUCUCCUAUGCAGACUGCCUGACACAGAUAUCACUUUUUAUCUUUUUUGGAUGUAUGGAGAGUAUGCUUCUGACUGUGAUGGCCUAUGACCGCUUUGUGGCCAUCUGCCACCCGCUCCAUUAUUCAGUCAUUAUAAACCCUCAUCACUGUGUCUUAUUACUUUUGCUGUCAGUCUUUGUCAGCCUUUUAGAUUCACAGAUGCACAAUUUAAUUGCCUUACAAGUUACCUGUUUCAAAGAUGUGGAAAUUGCUAGUUUCUUUUGUAACCCUCCUCAACUCUUUGACCUUUCAUGUUCUCAUACCUUAAUCAAAAAUAUAGUCACAUAUAUGGUUGGUAUCCUAUUUGGGUUUUUUCCAAUGUCAGGGAUCAUUUUAUCCUACUAUAAAAUUGUUUCUGCCAUUCUGAAAAUCCCAUCAUCUGGGAGGAGGUACAAAGCCUUUUCUACCUGUGGUUCUCACCUGUCAGUUGUUUGCUUAUUUUAUGGAACAGGCCUAGGAACAUAUCUUGGUUCAGCUGUGUCAUAUUCUCCCAGCAAGGGCAUGGUGGCCUCAUUGAUGUACACUGUGGUCACCCCUAUGCUGAACCCCUUCAUCUACAGCCUGAGGAACAGGGACAUCAGCAGCACACUGAAGAGGAUCCAAUUUUGGAAAAUCUAA
Heterocephalus glaber (naked mole-rat) is the source of this 1291-nucleotide messenger RNA. RefSeq names its product olfactory receptor 7E24. The record is from RefSeq and is a predicted model, not a curated record. Gene Ontology annotation, molecular function: olfactory receptor activity; G protein-coupled receptor activity. Gene Ontology annotation, cellular component: membrane. Gene Ontology annotation, biological process: G protein-coupled receptor signaling pathway. NCBI's taxonomy places the organism in Eukaryota, Metazoa, Chordata, Mammalia, Rodentia, Bathyergidae.